Molecule: messenger RNA, 1583 nt
Organism: Aspergillus calidoustus
Lineage: Eukaryota; Fungi; Ascomycota; Eurotiomycetes; Eurotiales; Aspergillaceae
Source: the annotation of a GenBank genome assembly
CUUCUCCACCAUCAUUCUCCAUCGUUUCCCCUUUGAACUCUUGCACGAAGCUACACCACCCCCAAAUUCUACCUUGUCCUCUGCAAUUUCCAGUCCUUGACCAUGGCGGAUCCCUAUGCUGCAAUCAUUUUCAGGCUUCUCGAUGACACUAUUGCUGAUGCGAAUGUUCCUUUGGACGUGAGGGAGCAGGCAACCUACAUCAAGGUCUCGUAUGCCACCCACCGCAACACCUACCGUCUCAUGGCUCAGACCUCUGCGCUCUUCAACGGCGGAACUGUGCUUCAUCCUUCCCACGGAAACCAGGGUCCCAAUGGCAAUGCUCAUCUUCCCGUGUAUCGUCUUGGAGGUGUUAUUCGUGCAAUUGCAAUGGAUCAUCAGGUUACCCCAGGCCCCGGCGACUACGAAGGCCACCCAAUCGAGCUUCUUAGCAUCCUUGACCCAGCCAUCCAGAACGGCCUUCCUGGCGAGAGGAUCUUCGACCUUCAUCGCUACCUCAUUGCUAUGGAAAGAGUGGCGAAUGAGCACCUUGCCAGACUUACCAGACAGUAUGGCUAUCACUACAUUCUCAGAGCUGGUCUCGAGGAGUACUACAUGACCAAAGCUGUUGCCGAAGCCGUCAUUUUCCUCAGAGCGGAUCGUCGCGGCGUUGCAUACCGUGUCAGAGCGCAGCGAGCCUGCUAUGAGGCGAUGGAAGAAACCCCGACUUUGACCGACCAAAGGAAGGCUGAGGUGAUCAACUAUGUCAACUGCGCGCCUGAGGAUGCACAUCGCUUCUGGAAUUGGCUGGCCGCGAACCGCGCUCGCUAUCAUGCGAUGAGGCAAUGCGUUGGUUUGAUGAACAACAUUCAGUAGUUUCUUCAAUAGGGCUCUCCAGAGUUUGCGUGCCGCCACUGGUUUUGACAAGUCAUCCCACCUGAACGACCUGCGCCAUAAGACCAAAACGCUCGCAUCUCCUCGUGGAAAACCUCAGCCGCCAUUGACACUGCUCUCUUUACAUCGCGUAUGCCACACAUCCUUCACUCUUUCAAGCCGUUAUUGACAAUAUUCUUCGAGGUACCAUCUGCAAUGCAACGAACGAAAUUCUCACCUGGGCAAGAAGAACGACAAUGCCCAAGGAGAAAGCAAUCACUCCCACCAAGAAUCCUGCUCGAACGGACUGCAGCUGAUCUAGAUUGCCGAUGUAUUUUCAUUUUUUUCCCUAUCUACUUUUGGACUGUUCUCGAUCCUUUGUACCAUUUCCUUAUCCAAGUUGGCAAUAUCUCUCUUUUCCUGUUACGUUUCCUACUUUCACAAACUGCAAAACCUUCUCUAGUCUCAACAACUCAUACCCAAUUUGGCACCUCUCCUCUUUUUGGGUGGUCUAUCUCGGUUUAUCUUUUCAUGAUGAUUGGGGCGGAGGCCAUGUCGGGCGCGAGUCGGCUUGUGCGGUGAUGGAGUGGAAUGAGGCGGGGUUUCUCAAACGAGGAGUCGAACAAUGCGCUGGUCCCUGCGUUCAACCCCUGCCUCUCUUCUGCUGUCGUGCUCUACUACUCAGACCUGGGAAGCUUCAUGUAACACCUCGAUGUAGCAAUGUUGACACGGCG